AUGAUGGAUUGCUGUUCAGGAAGGCACAGUGCAGUACCUUUGCGGAAUUUGGACGCCUUAGGCGGAGGCCAUCUGUUGAGAGAAACCAGAGGCAUCGACUCUUUGUCUGGAGUCACCUACGGAACCCAAAAACGAUUCGACACUUUGGGGGGUAGUACCUACGGUGGCCACAAGCGUUCGCCCCUAUCGCCCUACCAAUUGGCAACCCUCCAACAACAUCAACAUCAACUUCAAUUGAUGGACAAGAAGAAUUUCGACGAGAUCGACAGGAGCGGAUUCGACAGUUUCGUCAAAAAGAAUUUCGAUGAAAUCGACAGGGGCGGAUUCGACGGAUUCGUCAAACGAAUGGGAGGAUACUUUUACGAUUCGAAUCCACCUAGUCCACGUUAUUAUUACGAUUUGGAAUAA
Molecule: messenger RNA, 408 nt
Organism: Ctenocephalides felis (cat flea)
Lineage: Eukaryota; Metazoa; Arthropoda; Insecta; Siphonaptera; Pulicidae
Product: orcokinin peptides-like
Exons: 3
Coding region: 1-408 (135 amino acids)
Source: RefSeq, a predicted model, not a curated record